ACCCCAUGCCCCUCAUUGAACCUUCCCAGCACCUUGCAGCCACUGGCGACUUUGGAACUCUGAUUUUUUCCCCCGCCCUGCCUCUCCAUAUGUCCAGUUGCUAUCCAUCAACUAAUGGACUGAUUGAAAUAUGUCGACAACAGAAACAGGCAAGCAGACCGGGCAAAAAGAUGUUACCCCGACCAACCCGCGGGGUAUCCCGUACGCACCUUUUGUCGAUAAGGUUGAGGACUAUGUCACAACACGCGCAGAUGUCGAGCCUACACUCCGGAACUUCCAGGAGAUGAUAUCAAAAUAUCAAUUCAUGGAACUGAAUCUUCAAAAGAGGAAGGCUGGUCUGAAGGACAAGAUACCCGACAUUCAGAAGACAUUAGACUCUGUGCGCUUCCUGAAAAUUAGAAAGGAUGACACUGAGCCAAUUGAGACAACCUUCGAACUGAAUGAUACCCUUUACGCGAACGCCAUGAUCCCGCCCACAAACGAGGUUUACAUUUGGCUUGGCGCGAACGUGAUGCUCUCGUAUCCGAUCGACGAGGCCGAGACAUUACUGGAAUCGAAACUGUCCACGGCGAAACAGAGCUUGUCUAACUGUGAUGAAGACCUGGACUUUUUACGGGAACAGAUUACGACCAUGGAAGUUGCAGUUGCGAGAGUGUAUAAUUGGGAAGUUGUGCAAAAGCGCAAGGAAAAGGAGGCCGAGGAUGGCGCCAGUAAAGACAAGGCCGACGCCGAAUCGAAUGGGUAAUGAACCACUGUAGCUUCGUUUAAUCAUGCAGUGCACCAAGCCACUAUAAAUCAGUUCACACCCA
Molecule: messenger RNA, 809 nt
Organism: Sodiomyces alkalinus F11
Lineage: Eukaryota; Fungi; Ascomycota; Sordariomycetes; Glomerellales; Plectosphaerellaceae
Product: prefoldin subunit
Exons: 6
Coding region: 131-745 (204 amino acids)
Biological process (GO): protein folding; microtubule-based process; tubulin complex assembly
Cellular component (GO): prefoldin complex; cytoplasm
Molecular function (GO): tubulin binding
Source: RefSeq, a predicted model, not a curated record